Molecule: messenger RNA, 2120 nt
Organism: Miniopterus natalensis
Lineage: Eukaryota; Metazoa; Chordata; Mammalia; Chiroptera; Miniopteridae
Source: RefSeq, a predicted model, not a curated record
CCCCCAGAGCCUUCGAGGACUGGGCACCGUUUCUCCCUGCUGCUAAUCUUAAAAGAAGCUAAAAGGAAGCCUUGAGGCAUACAUAGCCCGAUAGUAGAUCUGAGAGGAAGUCGGUUUUUCCCCGGCCAAGCAAGGAAAAGACAGGUCUUACGCCCACUGAUGGGCUUCUCAGGCCCACUCAGUGAGAUAGCAAAAAAGAUGACACGUACAGAGAGCCCUGUGAGUGGAAGAAGAUCACCUAAGCAGUGAGCUUCGGUGGAGAAGACAAGAGGUUUGAGGAUUGAAUUCUGGGGUACUUCACCCUUUAGAAGUCAGGAAGGUAGCACUGGCUGUGGCCUUGAACUUGAGAACCUUUCUCCGGCUUCAACCCCACAGCAAUGGGAAAGUGGGCCUCAACUUACCAAACAUUGGCAUCAAGAGGGCCUGGGAUGUGGCCAGGCUUCAGAUGCUGGACACGAGCUUCCUGGGGCAAGGUGACAGCAUAGCGCUCACACCAGAGAAAGUGGAGAAGCUGAAGGAGGUGGCAGGCGUCCCCGAGGACUGUGCCAACCACGAGUGCCUGGCUGUGCUGGCCUUCCUUUACUUGUACCUGACCAUCUGCCGGAAGCAGAGCGCCCUGCCAAGCCUGGACAUCACUGUGUGGUCGGAGCUGCCCACCGGGGCCGGCUUGGGCUCCAGUGCUGCCUACUCUGUGUGUCUGGCAGCUGCCCUCCUAACCUUGUGUGAGGAGAUCCCAAACCCGCUGAAGGAUGGGGAGGCCACCAGCAGGUGGACAGCAGAGGAUUUGGAAUUAAUUAACAAGUGGGCCUUCCAGGGGGAGAGGGUGAUUCACGGGAACCCUUCUGGAGUGGACAACGCCGUCAGCACCUGGGGGGGAGCACUCCGAUACCAGCAAGGCAGGAUUUCAUCCUUAAAGAGGUCACCGGCUCUGAAGAUCCUACUGACCAACACCAAAGUCCCUCGCAGCACCAAGGCUCUUGUGCUCAGCGUCAGGAACAGACUACUCAAGUUCCCAGAGAUCGUGGCCCCCCUCCUGACCUCCAUCGACGCCAUUGCCCUGGAGUGCGAGCGAGUACUGGGAGAGAUGGCAGCAGCAGCCCCCGCCCCAGAGCACUACCUGGUGCUGGAAGAGCUCAUCGAUAUGAACCAGCACCAUCUGAAUGCCCUCGGUGUGGGCCACACCUCCCUGGACCAGCUCUGCCAGGUGACUAUGGCCCAUGGACUGCACAGCAAACUCACUGGCGCUGGUGGCGGUGGCUGUGGCAUCACACUCCUCAGGCCAGAUCUGGAGGAGCCAGAAGUGGAGGCCACAAAGCAGGCGCUGAGCGGCUGUGGGUUUGACUGCUGGGAAACCAGCAUCGGUGCCCCUGGCAUCUCCAUCCAUUCGGCCACCUCCCUGGACGCCCCUGUCCGGCAAGCCCUGGAUGGCCUCUGAGAUGAGUCCACGCUGCUGUGGCGCUGCCAAGAAGCCCCUUCCUGGAUUUUUCUGGGCCCUCAAGUUGGCCUCUGUGCUGGCCAAUGGGCACCCAGCUCCUGAUGCUGACAGAGAGGCCCCCAGCCCCCUGUGACAUCCCUUCUGCUGGCUGUGCCUCUACAGUCCCACCAGUGGGACCUGGAACCUGCCGUGGGCUGGGCUGCCCAGAAGACAUGGUCUGUGUCCUGCAUUCUCUCCAGCUGGCUGGGCAGUGGGGCUGUGUAAAGUCCUCUGAGACUGCAGACCUGAGAUAAGAGGUGCUCUUUCUUGUCCUCCCUAAGGCUCCCCCAGACCCAUCUGCUUUGGGCCUCUGUCUUCACCUCAAACUCCCUGGCUGACCUGGCAGAAUGCUCAGGUUCAGGGGCCUGGUUCCGGGAGCAGUGUGCCUUCUCCUUCUUCCACCUCUGUACUUCUACCUGCCUCUCAGGACCAGGCCCUGCUCACCUCCUCCAGGAAGUCUUCCCUGACCCUGUGACCUGCUCUCUCUAGCUAGAUGUGGGCUCCCCUAGGGAGUGUCCAGGUGGUGGCCUUCUGUCCUAUGGCCCAAGAGUUGACCCAAAGCAGGGUCAAUGUGCAGUUUCUUCCAGUCUACCUGAGGGGUUUGCAGAAAAGAUGGCAAAGGGGGAAUAAAAAGAUCUUGAGUAAA